CAAGUAUCAAAUGUGAUCUGUCGGUCGCCAUGGAAAAGGCCAGCUCUGCAGCUGAAGGCAGAAAAAGCUUCGCAUUUUCAGGGGCAUUCUAGCUACGGUUUGUUUUUACAGGAGAGCUUGUCUUUGUGAAUCCCUGAACAUCUACACCUGUCUCAGAACUUUGCAGGAUCAACGGCUUGUCCAUAUUAAAUUUGCGGCCUCACGAGUGCCUUUACAGUCUCCUUGUCAAGCCUCCUCUCUUUCCCUUGAACUUUGUGUGUUCCCUGUGGUUGCGAGAGCCCUGCUAUUACACCUAACCUCAGGCCAGCAGGCUGGUUUUCGCCGGGGGAAUGCGAUUUGGCAGCGCGACCAUGCAAGUUGAGGCUUCAGACGAGGACUGACAGACACCCUGGUUGGGAGGUUGCAGCAGCAGAGAAUGCAAGGGAGGCAACCUUUUGAGGAACGGGUUCACGUCUUCCAACCGGGUUUGGUCUGAGAGGUCAAUGGACACGACUCAGAUGUCACAUUCAGGUGGUCGAGAAAGCGGAGAUGGAGAUGCUCAGGUCUUCGCCAGCCAGGCUGCCCAGGAGAUAAUGCAACUAGUCGUGAGCCACCAUGACUCCGAGGAGCUCGAGCAAUCGUCCACGCAGGAGCGGACGGCCCCCGCCGUUUCCGGGGCCAGGUCUGUGAAGGGGGGGACGUCGAAGGCGAGCGAGGAGGAAUUAGGGGAGAGCCAAGGGGAUGGGGGUGGAGACCAGAGAAAGCGGAAACUGAGCAAAGUGCAAGUGCGGGAACUAGAGAAACUGUACCAGGGGGGGUACACGGGAGCGCCAGCGGGUCGUGCUGCGAUCGCCGCUGACUUGGGCACCACCGAGCGCCAGGUGGCAAUCUGGUUCCAGAACCGGAGGGCGCGGCAGCGGAGCAAGCAGACGACCCAGGAGUACGACCUGCUUAAGAAGGACUUCCGGCUGAUUCUGCUAGAGAACAAGCGGAUGCGCCAGGAGUUGACCGAGCUCAGGCUUUUAGUUGAACGAUCAGACGCCACCCCAGAUCACGCCUUCCUCAAUUUCUCCGCAAGCGAGAAAGAGAGCGCCGCGGCGCGUUUUGACGCCGCAGAACCUGCGGGGCAGCGAGCGCUUAUGCCGGCGUUGCACUCGCCUAUGGUGCCGAUUCGCGCGCCUGGGGGAGUGCUGGAAGCGCCAGUCGAGAACCCCCGGGAAAGUUUACCCAGAUAUGCGGAAGGCCCGCCUAGCCAUAAGCGGUUGCGGGUUGACCCUCCUAUGGCGACCGAGGGGUUCGCAAGCGAGUCGGUGCAUCCGGUUUUCGGCGACGUUGACUUUACGGAUGAGUUGUGGGACAGCGUAAUCUCAUCGCUGGAGCAGAGCUUUGGGUCCGAGGUCAUACAGGACCUGUUCAGGAACGGGGACGCGUUCGCAGAACUGGGCUUGCCUAAGCCGCCGAAGUAUGGUUAUAGCCUGAGCCUACAAGAAACGAGGCCGGGGGAGUGCCACGUGAGCCACGUGGACCACGUGGCACGAGGGAGGACUGACGCGGGGGAUCUGAGUCUUGUGCAAUCGGCAUUGGCGUUUCAGAGCGACGAUUACGUAGGUAUCAACAGUCCGUGUUGGGCGGAUUUGUAAAGUUGCAGAGGCGCGUAUUAACGUGGCGAGUUGCAAAGGUAGUCAGGAAACGAGUUGUACUACUGGUGGUUUCUGUUUAUUGCUGGUGCUCUACGAUUCAAUGCUAGGCAUCCUCCAUUCAAGUUGCGGGCGCAAGUGUCGGUUAGAAGAUAUUGGGAAUUACAAACCCGUGUGACGUCAAACAUGACUUAGCUAUUACGUUGAAAACCUUGUGGUAAUUUGUGAGAAGUUGGAAGUAAAAUAUGCCGCAUAGCGUUCUGAGUACGGUCGGGAUUAUUGCCUGACAAAGACAGGAUUGCAGUGCAAUUGCUGCAGUGGUCGAGGUACUGAUUGGUUUCAGUGGUACCAGUCAAGAUGUAAACUUACGCAAGUGGGUCAAUUGAGUUGAGCCGGCACUCGUGCAGCGGCUGCCGACCCGUCAACCAGUA
Messenger RNA from Klebsormidium nitens, 2047 nucleotides. The record is from the annotation of a GenBank genome assembly. NCBI's taxonomy places the organism in Eukaryota, Viridiplantae, Streptophyta, Klebsormidiophyceae, Klebsormidiales, Klebsormidiaceae.